Molecule: messenger RNA, 4661 nt
Organism: Prorocentrum cordatum
Lineage: Eukaryota; Dinophyceae; Prorocentrales; Prorocentraceae
Source: the annotation of a GenBank genome assembly
GUGCAAGGUAGGAAGGGCUUUCGUUAAGCCGUACUUCGCGCAGGCGCUGCGGGUUGCUGGCUUCAGCAACACGACCGCGCUGGCAGAAUGCUGGGCGCAGUAUUUCGAGGAGGCGACGGACCACGAGUACGGCGAGGUGGUCAGCGGCGCGGGCAGCGAGAUCAACGUGGCGAACCUCAAGCGCUCGAAGUUGCUGAUAUCGGCGACUCGCGAGCUGGCGCCCAACAGCAUGUCGCAAAAGGUCGCGAAGGAGGUUGCGAAGGGCAAGGAGGCGUCCUGGCACCUCGCGGCCCAUCUCGACGCGUGGUCCGAGAGCAAGGGGAAGCAGAUCAGAGCAAUGCUGGCGCACGUCCAGAAGGGCGUGUCCAGCAAGACAGAGCAGAAGGCCUCUCACGAUGAGGCUGAGAGUGGCGACGAGGCCGGCGUGGGCGACGCGGCGGAGUCCGCGGAGGACACCAGCAAGUGCAAGGGCAGCGAGAUGCCGAAGGCCGCGCAGAAGCGCCCGCUCGGCACGAAGGUCAGCACGCUGUCGCACCUGGAGAUCGUGGACGGGUGGAAGCUGGGCUUCGACCAGGUCAUGCAGGGUGAUGGGCGCACAGUGGAGGAGGAUGUCAAAAAUAUACACUGCCCCUCCCCCCAGUCGGCGUGGCGCAUGCUCGACGGGAGCAAGAGCGCCAAAGUGGAGUACGCGUUGGCCAAGAACGACGGCGACGACGACCAGGCCAUCGCAGAGUGGCCCGACGGCAUGCAGUGGAAGAUCGUCGGCGUCAAGGGCAAGGACCUCGAGGCGCACGGCAAGGGAGGCGAUUCGCUGGUUGCUGAAGCUAGGAUGAGAUCGGGCUCCAGGGUUUGGGUUACAGUGGUGACCAAGAAGGAGAAGACCUGGCUUGCGAUGUGGAAGGACAUGCCGAAGGACGAGAACAAAGGCAAGACGUUCUGCCAGGUCAUGCAGCUGACCAAGUAUCCUACCCUGGAGAAGGCGAAGGCGUUCAUGACGAAGUGCUUGAACGCAUACGUGUCCGACUUCAAGGACAAGGCCACCCUCGAGGAGUGGAAGCGCGAGUGGAUCAAGAACGAGGUCUCCGAGGGUGCCCCUGCGAUGAAGCGCCCUGCAGCGGCGACGAAGGCAGCGGGCGACACGGCGCCCGAGCGCGCCGAGGUGGCACCGAGCGACCAGCUGGCCAAGGAGGUGGCGACGAGCACGCCGCUGGCCGAGGUGGCGACGAGCGACCAGCUGGCCGAGGAGGUGGCGACGAGCACACAGCUGGCCGAGGAGGUGGCGACGAGCACAAAGCUGGCCGAGGAGGUGGCGACGAGCACACAGCUGGCCGAGGUGGCGACGAGCACACAGCUGGCCGGCGUGAAGCGGAGCAAAAAACAGAAGCACAGCAACGACGGCGACGACUUCACGCCAGCCAAGGUCCAGAAGAAGGAGACGAGCGGCAAGGCACGCUCGUGGGGUAUGCAUAGCACUGUUAAGAGAGUGGUAGGCUGCCUGCGCAAGUCUUUCUCUGCGCCGAACCCGAGACUGUUCUGGGCCAGCCCAAUCGGCAGGAGUUUGCUGCCGAAGAAGGGCGCGACGCGCUCGAUGGCAUCGCAGCCGGCAGACGCGGCCACAUUGCCAGAGUCAGGCGUGCCAGACUUCCCGAGGGCGGAGGGCGCAGCCGCGGCGGAGACGCUCUUGGAGGCGAGGGAGGCACGCAUCAGCACGCAGCGAGCUGGGCGCGAGCAGCAGAGAUCGCAGGACGCUGGCACGCUGGAGCCAGCGGUGGCGCAGCAUAUGAAGGACGAGGAGGAGAGCAGCGACGAGGAGGACGAACGCCAGGAGGAGCGACCCGAUUGUGACGGCGAAGACGGCGACGACAAGGGCAUGCGCGACAAGGGCAUGCCUCCUGCAGAGCACGACGAACAGGAGGAUCAGCCAUCUCCAACGGAUUCAGCGCCAGAGACUGUGGCAGGCAAUCCGCGUGAGCUGGGUGAACAUCCUGGCGCUGACAACGACGACGACGCGGGCGACGGCGAGAUCCCAGCUGGACAACCUGAGCCCGCAGACGAGGACAUGGAGAAGGCAAUGAGGGAGAGCCAGGCGGAAUUCGACAUCGCGCUGCAGCAGAAGCGCAAGGAGCUCGAAGACAUCGAGGCCGCGAUCGCGCGCAGCAAGGAGACCUACACGCAGAGCCGCGGCCGCUCGCCUUCGCCAAUUGGCUUGUGCAGCGGUGCGUCGUCCAGCAGGAUCGGCGCCCCGGCUGACGUUCAGGCAGCCGUCAACAUCGCCGAGCAGGAGAUCACGCAGAGCCCAGUGACUCCGCAGGUUGCGGUGCAGACUCGCGGGGCGCAGCACGCAAGUGCAACGGACUCCGACGACGCGCCGCUCAUCCGCAAGGCUGGCGAGGAUGUCACGCCGCCGAAGAUCACCAAGAGGGCGGACGCCAUGCAGAAGGCAUUCGAGGACGUGAUCAAGCAGCCGGGCAAGCUGACGGAUGACCAGGAGCUGGAGCUCACAGAGAGGUUGGCGCAGGCCUUUCAAUCGGGCUCCUUCGACGGCAUCCUUGAGGCGAAGGGAUGGAGCCGCCAGAGCGCGGCCAAAUGGCCGACCAAUCCCGAGGAGUUCGGCCCAUCGCUUCUCGGGAACACGAGCAACUCGGCGGAGUUCGACUUCUGGGACACCCUCCGCAAGGAGUCGAACUUCAAGUUCGGCUUGGAUGGCGGGAAGGGCAACCCCGCCGCGGGGCGCUGGCAAAGAGCCUUGGACGAGGAGAAGGACAAGGACGGCAGGACGCUGCGCGAGCGGUGCAACGCCGUCACUGGCCACGCCAAGAAGCAGGCGUUCCGCACGGAGUGGGCCAAGACGAAGCACCUCGAGGCGAAGACGGAGUACUCGCUCAUCGUCUCGGAGACCAGGGAGAUGUGGAAGAAGUCCACCUACCUCCCGAUCGGGCGCAUCGCCCACUUGGAGGGCGGUGGCAAAGCGGGCUGGCUGCAGGCUAGCAAAUACGUAUGGAAGACGAUGUUCAUGGGCCCGCCGUGGAUCGUGUACGACGAGAUGACGGAGAGUCUGAGGUCGCUCUACGUGGAGCAGGGCUUGACAGAGACGUUCUCCGAGUGCUGGCAGAAGCACGCGCGUUGGCUCGAGAACCUGGAGGAGCCUCGCACCGCCCUGGCGCCCAGCGUCACGAAGGCGGUCGCGGAGGGGUCCGCGGCCUCCAGCGGGGCGGGCGCUGGCCAGGGCAAGGAGGCCGCAGGGAGGGCUGCUGGCGCGAAGGCUGCUGCCGGAGGCGGCGGAGACAAGGAGAAGAGCGAUAUCGACAAGAAGAUCGUCGAGACGAAGAAGGUCAUCGCGCUGUACAAUGCCGCCCUGACCAACUCACGCUCGGUGCUGACGAACAUUGAGAAGGAUCCAGAUUGGUCCUGGGCGAAGGAGUCCAACCAGAAGGCGCCGCUCAUUGACGCGAUCGCUCUUCUCGAGGACAAGGUCUACGCCGACUGCAACGUCUCCAAGGUGCUCACGACUAGCCUGCCGAAGCUCCGCGUCGUGACCAACAACGACUUGCGCUUCGCAGGCUUCCUGGAGCAGGCGUGCAAGCUGCAGCAGUACAUGGAGAAGGUGAACGAGGAGACCAGCUGCCUGCUGGGAUUCCACGAGGUGAAGCGCAAGGCGGCCAUCGCCAAGACGGCCUCAGGUUCGGACGUGGCUCCGAAGAAGAAGAAAGCCAGGACGACUGGCGUCGACCUGCUGGCAAUGCAGCGCGGAGACAUCUCCGUGCUAGUCAGCAAGCAAACCAUCGGCCUUGAAAUGUACUCGAAGAUGCCGGAGCUCUGGAGGCGCAGGGUCACGAUGUUCACAGACGCGUCGGGGGAAUCUCGGUGCAUUGCUGCACUGGCAGCGCUCCAUGAGCCAGGGGGCCACUGCACCUGGUUGUGGACGCGCGCCACAGUUCCUCCGCAGAUCUGGGCUUUACUGCUGGACAGAGACGACAACCAGAUAGGUUACCAAGAGCUCCUUGGUUUCGUUCUCGAUUAUCAUAGCUUUGGCAUCGCAGAAGCAAUGGUCAUGGAGUUCAUUGACAACGAUGGCGUACUCCAUGCGCUGAUCAACGGGAGCGGCCGCGCUCCAGAGUUGAAUUUUGGCGUAGGGCUCAUACUCACAUUGUGCGGUUUCAACCACAUCAGUCAUCUGGGUGGUUUGACGGCCGCCGAGCUCAAAGGAGUCACGGACUCGCCGGUACUUCAGGCUGCGUUGGAACGCUUGCUGGCACGUGCGUCACUGGUGCAGCCCACGGCGCAGCUGAGCCACGCAGGAGCGCAGGCCCGGCCAGCGACGUCAUCUGCAGAGAGUUCCGUUGACUCUAUAUCACCGCAGGUAGUGCAGGAACUUGAAAGCCAUGUUCUAGCAGAGCUGAAGGGCAUGGGCAUCACGGACCUGGGCCAGGGAGCGAGACCCAUGGAGUCCAUAUUCAGGGGCUUCCAGCGCGUGCUACUCUACCACCGCGCUCAGAGCAGAGUUUGCGGCCAGAAAUUGUUUAAUUUCAGCGGCAGCGUCUUCGUCAGCGCUUUGCGGCGAUUUCUCACCCUGGCAUUGGUGCCAGGAGCGGCAGCAUUCUCCCUGAAGUCGUUCCGGGCAGGGAGAGCGACUGAAUUGGCAAGUCAGGCCGAGUCCCUAG